Rotaria sordida is the source of this 282-nucleotide messenger RNA. The record is from the annotation of a GenBank genome assembly. Lineage: Eukaryota; Metazoa; Rotifera; Eurotatoria; Philodinida; Philodinidae.
AUGAGUUGGAAAAAUACUCACAAAUGGCUUUAUCUGCAACUCAUAAGUUCUGAAUUUCACAGGUUGACGAUUAUAUGUCGUAAUGGUCUUGGACUACAAUGGGAUCAUCCAAAAGGUACUGAUUUUGGUACUGGUAUUUAUAUUGUACGUAGUGUUCUUGAUGCAUCAUAUGUAGAUCAAAGAAGUACUUUAGCAAAUUCAUCUAAUUCAAAACAAGAUGAAGAUCAAAAUCGACCAACUUGUAUUGUAUUUCGAUGUCCAAAAGAAGAGUUUGAUACUUAA